CUCAGUUCUUCUGGUUUUAGCAAGAUUACUACCAUAUUCAUAUUAUUUUUACGGUAGUGCCCUCAGCCUUAUCUACGUCACACGUUGACACAUGCGCACCGCCUACGCUCCGAAAGCCCUUUUUUUGCAUAGUGUUGAACUGCUAGCAUCAACCGAGCAUCAAGAUGCAGCUCUUCUUGCGUGCCCAGAACACUCACACCCUUGAGGUGACCGGACAGGAGACCGUCAGAGAAAUAAAGCUCCAUGUCCAGACUCUGGAGGGUCUCCUAGUGGAGGACCAGGUACUAUUGCUGGACAGUUCCCCCUUGGAGGACUCCUCCUCUCUGGUGGACUGUGGCAUCUCUGAGUACUGCACCUUGGAAGUGGCUGGCCGACUUCUGGGAGGAAAGGUCCACGGCUCCCUGGCCCGUGCCGGUAAAGUGCGGGGACAGACACCCAAGGUUGACAAGCAGGAGAAGAAGAAGAAGAAGACUGGUCGUGCCAAGCGUCGCAUCCAGUAUAACAGGCGCUUCGUCAAUGUUGUGCCCACCUUCGGCAAGAAGAAGGGCCCCAACGCCAACUCCUAAGAACCCCCCCCCCCUUCAAGAGAACGCUGAAAGGUUUUCCUCCUGUACAGAAUAAAGAUUUGCCUUGGACUAAAUAAAGAUUUCAUGUCUUGGGUGUUUAUGAAUUUGAGAUAAGUAAAUUAUAUUAUUAAAAUGCCUAUUAGAAACUAUU
Oncorhynchus tshawytscha (Chinook salmon) is the source of this 717-nucleotide messenger RNA. RefSeq names its product ubiquitin-like protein FUBI. Lineage: Eukaryota; Metazoa; Chordata; Actinopteri; Salmoniformes; Salmonidae. Gene Ontology annotation, molecular function: structural constituent of ribosome; protein binding. The record is from RefSeq and is a predicted model, not a curated record. The transcript is spliced from 5 exons. Gene Ontology annotation, biological process: translation. Gene Ontology annotation, cellular component: ribosome; cytosolic small ribosomal subunit. Bases 165 to 566 code for a protein of 133 amino acids.